Molecule: messenger RNA, 3078 nt
Organism: Dracunculus medinensis (Guinea worm)
Lineage: Eukaryota; Metazoa; Nematoda; Chromadorea; Rhabditida; Dracunculidae
Source: the annotation of a GenBank genome assembly
AUGCGUGUCAAUUCGGGAGGGGCUGGUAAUUGUGGUGGAGAUGGUUCUCUUGGAAACUCCACACGUAAUGAGAAGCAAAUUUCUUCGGAGAAUCAGCAUGAUUACCCACUGGCCGAUCCGAUAUUUGUUACAAAUCGAUACGGACGGGAAGAUCUUUUAGCACUUCAGCCAAAAGAUAGUCGUCCUCCAGAUGGACUUGAUGCAUGUUGUUUUUUCAUUCCUAUAACUCAGCAGCCUAUUGUUCUUCAAGCGCACUCCGAAAUUGAGGAACGUCUUCAGUUUAACAUCAAUUCAAGUAAAGCGAUGAAUGCACUUAAUCACACGGAACGGCUGGUAAUUGGAUCUGGUGGUAGUACAAUAGCGCAGUACGGAAAUAUCGGCCAUUCUGGUGGGGGAGGUCAGCAGUUUCAAUCUACUUAUAUGGUCGCAGGUGGUGGAUCCGGAUUUGGUCGAGGAACCGUGCAGUCAAAUCGUAGCGCUUCUUUUCGAGGCGGUCGAGGGGGAGUGCAAUCGCACAGUAUACCAGGAAAUCAUGGAGCGUCUGGCUUGCUUGAUUCGCCCAUAUUAAAUAGAUACGUGCCAUCUCGUAGUCGAGGAGGUAUGGUAUCUGGACGUGGUGGAGGCAUUGUGGGUUCGUUGCCACUUAAUUCACGUGCUCAGGGUCUCUAUGAUCCUCGUGAUCCGAACGAUCGCCCAAGAAAAUCUCAUCGGAGUAUUUCGGAGGAUAGCCCGCCAGUUCCUAAUGUUAACACCACUUUUAAUUCAAACGUCACCUCAGGAACUAGUCCAACAUCAAUGCUGAUACAAAAUGCGAAUAGCGAUGAGUGGGUGCGUGUGGGACAUCCUGGUGUUUCUUGGGGUAAACGAAGUUUGUGUGGUGCUGUACACCAGAAAUCAAGUUCGAGCGCAAUAUCAGGAAGUACCGUCCCAGAAUGGAUGGGUGAUGCAUCUGAAAGAGGUGGUGCGUUAGUCAGUGAUACUGGAUCAUUCGAUGAUGGGCAGUUCAAAAUAAAUCCAGUAGCUAAAGUGGCUCCAAAUGUUAUCGGUGCAGGUGGCAAUGAUGACUCUGUCGAGCGGCAAAAGGUGCAUGGAAUGGACUCCACUGGGUCUUCAGUUGUUGUUUUAGCUGAUGCAUGGACUAAUUCGAAUGAAAAAGCAGAUUCUCAUAGUUCGGCUGUUUUGCAUUAUCAGGAACCUCCUGAAAUCACUACAUUGUUAACUGCGGAAACCAAGGCGCCAGUCGUCUCAUCCAAACCGAGCAAUAUCUAUCAGUCAAAGAAUAGUAAUAUUGGAACGAUUAUGCAUCAUCCUUUGGCACAGUCUGUUUCAGUUACAAGUUCGUUGUCUAAUAGUGAGGAUGUUUGGUUCUAUGUCGAUCCAAAAAAUGCAAUUCAAGGACCAUUUGCUACUUCACAUAUGCAGGGAUGGUAUGAUAUGGGUUAUUUCCCCAAGAAUUUACAUAUACGGUACGGUCGUGAUCCUGAGAAACGUUUUGUUACACUUGACGAUUUAAUAUGUUGGAAUGGUGCGGUGACACCAUUCAAAGAUUAUGGAUUAGUUCCUACUGUGGCUGAAGUUGUACAAAUGCCUAUGCAACCUCCUCAGUUGAAUCAUACACUGUGGACCGAUGCUUCUUUUAUCGACAAAGUACAGGAAGAACGACAGAGAUUGGCGGAAAAAGAACGAAAAUUGAGGGAACAAGAAGAAGCUAUGGCAAAAAAAGAAGAAGAGAGACAGAAAAAAUGGCAGCAAGAAAUUCGGGAAAAAGAACUGCUGUUUCAAAAACAACAGGAGGAGCUUCGUCGCAUGGCUGCUGAAGAAGAGGAAAAAGCUGCAGCACGAGAAAGAGAAAUUGAAAAUGAGCGAAGACGAAUGACUGAAGAAAUUGAAAGAGCAAAAAAAGAAAAAGUUGAAAGAUUAUUGGAUGAAAUGCGAAAGGAGGAAGCUGAGCGUCGGAGAUUGGUUGAAGAUGAGCAUAAAAAAGCAGAGAAAGAGAGAAUGACAUUGCAAAUCGAUGCAGAAAGAAAAAAAGCUGAAGAAAGGGAAGCAAAAAAGAAACCAGAAAAAGAAAGUAGUAAACAAUUCGAACAAAAGAAGUUAUACGAUCAGACUGUUUUUACUGUGACAGAAUCACACGCUCCUGUUAGUAUACCUGAAAAUCUAUGUGAACAUUCAUCACAAAUUAAAACACAGACAACGUAUCGAGUUAUCGAUAAUAAGCCAGUUUUGACGAAAGUGGCUCCUUGGUUGCGCAUGAAUAGCGAUAGUCAGCAUUUGCAUGAGCGGUGCGAACAAAGUUUGCUAGAAAUUCAACGAGAGGAAGAACUUCAAGCGAUGGCAGAAAGCGAAAAAAGACGUCAGCAAUUGGAUGCGAAUCGGAAGGAGAAUGCAGGAGUUGCACACAGUGUGUGGGCUUCUGCUUCUCAAAAAUUAACGUGGAAUCGGCCUCUUAAAGCAGUAUCGCAAGUGCAUCAAAGUGCGUGGGGUGCAGCUGGUGCUAACUUUAAUUCAAAUAUUACGGUAAAUCCGCUUUGGAAUACAUUAGAAAUGGAUAAAAAACUGAAGACAAACAAUUGCUUCCCGAAAAAUGCUCAUAUUACCAAAUCUAAGGGUGAUUGCAAUGCACAUCAAGAGGCAGUGAAAAAGCUUUUUAAAGAUUCAUUAAGUAUAAACAAUUGUCCAUUCACGAGCUGGAUUAUCCAGCGAGUUAACCAGCUUAAUUCUUCUGUAGAUGCAGAUGUUUUUGCUUCGUUUAUCCAAGAUGUCGAUAAUCCCGACGAUGUUGCGGAUUAUAUCGACACAUAUUUGGGUGAAGGUCGUGAAGCAAAAGAAUUUCUGCGGGAAUUUCUCGAUCGAAGAUCUCAGACUCGUUUAAAGAAAUAUACAACAGAAAAAGACAAUACGGAUGGUAAAAUAGAAUCUCCUAAUAAUACGCAAAUUAUCCUGGGUCAUUUGACGCUUUGUGUAGUCGAAGUUGAGUCAAAGUUGAGCUCUCGAAAAUUCGCAACAGAUUUUUUCUGGAGUAACAUAUUUGCGGUCCUUUGGAACUAUGUCAAGAUGUUCGUAAUCCAGUUGUAA